AUCAACUAUCACUAGUAAACUGACCCUGCAAACGAAACGUCUGUUGUGCUCAAUAUGGAUGCCUACAUCCGUCAUCAUGACUUCUGGUUCGAUGAUGGCAACAUCGUCAUUCUAGCAGAAGACACCGUAUUUCGACUUCACAGAGGUGUUCUGGCCCGACAUUCUGAAGUCUUUCGUGACAUGUUUGGCCUGGCGCAACCUCUGAAUGAACAUCUAAUAGAUGAACUGCCCGUGGUUGAGGUUCUCGAUACGUCAGAGGACUUCACCAUCCUUCUGUCGGUAUUGUACGAUGGUGAUCUGAGGAGAAUUCUAGGCGCUCGCGAACCACUUCCAUUCCCCACUGUCUCCGCUUUUCUUCGUCUAGGCUUCAAGUAUCAUAUCGCCGUCAUACGUGAAGAGGCGAUAUAUCGCUUAGGGCUCUGUUUUCCGACAACGCUAGAAGACUAUGAUCCGGAUAUCUUUAUGCAACGCGAAAUGCCAGAUGUGCGAAGAAUCAAACGAGGCUGGCUGCCUAUCGCUCUGAAACGAUCGGAUGCUAUCGAGGUUGUCAAUCUUGCGCAUUCGUUCGACCUUGACAAUCUCCUUCCUUCCGCUUACUACGUUUGUGCGCAACUGCCAACCUUUAAGUUAUGCUACGCAGUAGAGGAAAACCGAUUGGAUACCUUGGACCUUAUCCGCAUCUUCGAUGGCCACAAGGAACUGACCAUGCUCGAAUUUCAAAAGACCUCAGUACUUUUUCAACAGAGGACCAGUGAACAAUGCAAGACCGUAGAGUUUUGUCAAACAAUCAUGGGAGAUAUCGCUUUAGAGUAUCAUCCUGACAAAGAAACACUAACCUUCCAAGAAUGUUUCAAAGCACCUAAGGAUGACGGUUCAUGGUGGAAAUCACUCGCAGACGAUGGUCUAUGCCAAGGGUGUCUGGAACAUGUGUCGCAGGAGUAUGCAGAGGAGAUAAACUGGAUAUGGAGCAAUCUCGCUGAGAUUUUCGCGCUUGACAUACCAUGGCCUCCCUCUGGUAGUUGACCGUCUGGAUUAGUACUACCAGAACUUUGCGGUCGAUAAGAUGGGAUAAUACCAGACGGAGCUAUAAUACAGUUUCCUUGAUCAUUUAUCAUGCGUUGUCAGAACGUAUCUUUAACAUGCUCUCUACAAUUUGUUCCGCACUCGGCCUUCUAGCAGGAUCAUGCGCCCAACACGAACAUGCUAGUAACCAGAGCGCUUCAGACAUCCCAGGGCUAUCAUCGGUUUCCAGAGGUCGAGAGGGUCGGACUUGAUCUCGUGGCACGCGGAUGAGCACUUGCAUAUCUGAAAAUCCAUCGAAAGGUACUUUUCCA
Messenger RNA from Somion occarium, 1334 nucleotides. The record is from the annotation of a GenBank genome assembly. Lineage: Eukaryota; Fungi; Basidiomycota; Agaricomycetes; Polyporales; Cerrenaceae.